Messenger RNA from Cinara cedri, 8642 nucleotides. Lineage: Eukaryota; Metazoa; Arthropoda; Insecta; Hemiptera; Aphididae. The record is from the annotation of a GenBank genome assembly.
AUGAUUUUUUGUCAAGAUCCUGAAAUUACCGGAACUAAAUUUGGCUAUGCAGUCGAUAGUAGAGUAUUCAUAGUGACGAUUGGAUCUAGCUGGCAAAUUCGAGAAUUUUUUAAUAGCCUAAUAUCCCAAAAUAUUAUGAACUUGUUGGUAGCUUCUGCUGGUUCAGCUUUACAAGAAAAAAAUCAGAAUGUAAUUAAUUAACAUUAAUAUGAUUAUAGGGUUAAAAAAUAUAGUGGGCAACUUUUGAAUAAAGGCAUAAUAUGUUUAAAUAAUUUAAAGUCCUUAAUUUAUUUAGUAGUAUACGUUAUAGAUGUUUUAAAGUUUUAAAUCCAUUUUUAAUUUAAAUGGAUGGUACCUGGUACUUGCUUAAUUCCUAUUAAUUAGUUAGGUUAAAUAUAUUAAAUUUAAGUUCUAUUUGUGAUACAGUUACUUGUACCUAUUUUCGAUUUCGCUAGUUUAUUCCUUAUAAAGUUACUAAGAGUGUAUCUAUUUACGUCAUUUAUGAGUACCCACCUAAAUAGUUAGGUAAGUCAAUCAAUUUCAAAGUUAUCUAUCCUUCUGUAGUAGCUUUGUUAUGAUGUGAAAAUUUGCGUAUAGAUGACCCUUCAGCGACGAUGAUUGAUUACGAUUUACGGCUUGCCGAAAUAGUGGGUGGACACUGGACAGUCUGCAGAGUGAUCACAUUUGAAUAUAAAUUAUUGUAACUAUGUACCUAUUAUGGUUUCUAAUAAGUGAAUCUCAAAAUAGACCUAUGAGUCAAAAAAUUGUGAAAUUACAUUCAAAUUCAAUUUGAUUAUAAUUAGUGUGAUGGCUCAGUUUUGACUAUUAAUUGUCAAUUUAUAGUUUAAAAAAUAACCUAGUGAUUAAUUGAUUGAAUUUAUACUCGUUGAUUAUUUUGAAAAUUGUCGAAUGAAUUAACCAAUAGACAACAGUUGUCAUUCAGUAGUAGCACCAACUAGUUUUGACUAUCGAUAAUUUAAAGAACCAGCCAAAUAUUUUUUCGAAUGGUUACCAAUUAUGUUGAAUGUUAAAUGUUUAUUAAGAUUAACUAGUUCAGAAAUAUCCUUAGUUUUGUGUAUUAUAUUAAUAAUAUCCCUACGUAGGAAUAUGAUAGUCUAUAUUAUGUUGUCAAUGUAGCUAAAUAAAGUUUUCACUAUACAAAAAUUGGUUUAUAGAACAAAUUCAAAUCAAUAGUUUGGGUGGGUGGGUCCUAAUUUGUAUUGUUUUUCCCGAAGUAUAAAAAUGUUUUGAAAGCCACUCAAUUAUAAUAUAUUCUUUUAGGAGAUACCGGAUAUCAAAUUAUAUACUCACCAAAUUUAUAUAGAUGGUUUAGGAAGUAGCACCCAAAAAAUUUUAACGACGUGGAGAAAAGAUAAAUUCACAAGACCAGAGAUUAAUUUAUAUCCAGUUAAAUUAGUUCACGGAUUUCAAGGACACCGGUUUAUUUUGUCUACAAUAGAAAAACCACCAUUAGUAUUCCGAAGGUACCUAGUAUCUAGACAUGUUUGUUUGUUAUGUUUUAUUUGCUUGUAUGGUUUUAAUGUGUUUUGGUUUUAUUGGUAGUACACAAGUCAGAAACUUUGGACAUGAAGAACAAUCUACAUCAUGGGACGGAAUUGAAGUUCGGUUGUUACGAAUAAUCGCACAAAUAUUAAAUUUCACUUUAGAAAUACACGAUGCUACUAUAGUAAAUACAGCAAGGUACCUAAUUACUUUAAAUUCAAUAGAUUCAUAAUAGUUUAAGACACUUUAGUUAUAUAUUUAAAACUUUAUAACUACAGGCAUCGUUAUUUUGUGAAAUUUGCUUAUUCUCCAACCAUUAUUUCUAUUGGAAUUUCCCGAACAAACUACCAAUAUAGUGACUUUUAGAACGCAGUUAGAACAUAAAGAACCCUGCAGUACCUACCUAGUUGAAAUUUAAAUUAUUUCAUUUUACUUACCUUUUACUUAAGUACCUAUUUAUUCACGUUAUUAUUUCCAGUUUAGUUCUAUCUAUAGUUUAAGUUGUUAAAAAUCGUAUGUUGAACUUGACAUAUUUUAAAACAACACAUAAAAAGUCACAAACAAAUUUAAAAAAAGUUCUUACGAUUCCUCUUAAUCAAACGUUGUAUAGCUAGAGAAUCGCAUUCUUCGUAUGCCCCUCUUUUAUCGUUUCUCAACCUCGAAACACUUAAACAAAGUCGUUUAAGACUAGAUUUAUACUUUGCGUGUAAGCUAUUCACAGGAAACAUUGACUGUCCUGUUCUGAAGUCGUUUUUCCUUCCAUACACCUAUACUCGUAACACCCGGUCUAAAAAUACAUUUUAUCUUAAUACUGAAGAAACCAAUUAUGCAAUAAAUACCCCCUCCCCCCAAUAGAAUUAUGAAAACAAUAAAUUAAUUAAAAAUCGAUUUGUUCAUAUUACCAAACUUUAACUCAUUCAAAAUAUAUUAUAAUUUCAUACUUGUUAAUACAUGUAGCUAAUAGCUAUUAGUACUAUACUAAUUUUAUUUAAUUUUGUAUUGUAUUUAUUAUUGUUAACGAACGAUUGUUAUUAAAUUUCAUGUAAUUGGGCUUGGCCCAUUUAAAACUUAAAUAAAUAAACAAAAUAGACAUUAAGCUUAUACGUGGUACCUACAUAUGACCGAAUGGACAUUCCAUUUUAUAUUUUUUUUUGUCUAGGGACGAAGCCGAAGACCGUAUUAUUGAUGAUUUAGUCGCUUCCAAGGCUGAUAUGGGAAUAUCAGGUUUAUACAUAACCAAUACUCGUAAUAAAUUGGUGGAUUUUUCUCCUGUUGUUAUGCAAGACUGUGGGACAUUUAUGUCUUUGGGAUCCUACGCUUUGUCCAAGUAAACAAUAUUAGUAUUUAUUCAAUAUUACUGUUAAUGGUGUUUAUAUUAUAGCUUAUUAAAUGAAACUAAAUUAAUAUUGAUAACUUUUUUUUUAAUUUUCUCAUAUUGUUCUGGUGAGAUUGUUAGAUUACAGAACCGGAAUACCCUGGGAAGUGCCCGUUUAAGUCUCGUACGAGUCUUCGAAUUAUUAUUUGAUAUAUAAUAUAACUACCAUCAAAAUAAUAUAUACAAUUUGAAUUAAGAUCUAUCUUAUUUAAUUUAAUAUUAUAUCUGCCAGUAAAAAUAUCAAGCAAUACUAAUAUUAUAAUAGGUAAUGAUAGGUAGGUAAUUAUAAUGUAUAGUUAUAGAUACAUAUUGCGUAAAAAAAUAUUUACGAUAAUACCAACUAGUAAAAUAGUAAAAUAGUUCUCAUCACUUGUACCUUGCAAUUGGUUUAGUCCAUUAAGGGUAAAAUGAAGAAAAAAUCUCUUAGAAAAUGUAUAAAUGGCCUCCUCAGAGUAUCACUCAGAUAAAAUUUCAUUUCAUAAAAGGUACAUCACUUGAAUAUCGGAUCAAGAUUUCUGGUAAAAAAUUUUUUACAGACAAAAAAUAAAAAUAAAUAAUAAACAUUAAAGUAAAACCAACAAAUUCCUCGCUUCGCUCAAAUUUUAAUUUUUGUCAGACACGUCCUGCGAAGCUUUAUAAAUUUUUGAUUUUUGAACACGGCCUUAGAGUCCAAAAAGGUUACCGAACAAUGGUUUAGAGUUAAAAGAAGUUGAUUUUAUGAUUAUCUACAGUAUUCAUUUUCUAAUAUGUAUACCUAUUAUUAUUACUAGCUAUCUCGCACGGAAAAAACUAUCUAUGCAUAACAUAAAUACAAUAUAAUAUACCGUUGUUUAUGGGUAAUUAGCUUCUCCCAGGUUAAUUUUGCACCAAAAAAAAAAAAAAAGGUUUGAUUUUGGAAAUGGAUAUAAUCCAAUUUGAUUUGAGCUAUUUUUAUAUCUUACCGCCAUACAUGGUGGCAGUUUUAUCGGUCAUCAGUGCGUCAUUAAGUGUGACACCGUUAAACACUUGCAAAUUUAAGCUGUCAAACUAUACUUUGUGGAGCGUAGAGCUUGUGGAUUUCAACGUAAGAUAUAAGUUAUUCACAUUCGAAAUUUAGUGGCGAACACUUUACUGUAUGAAGAUUUGUGGUUAAACAGUUUUUGAAUAAUUUAAAAGCAAAUUUCAUGAUUGGGGUAACAUAGCAUCACUAAAAUAGGUCUCUUUGAGCCAGUGUUUAUAUUAUUGUAUUUUAGCGAAAAGUUUCCCAAUCACUUUUUAUUUUCUAUUCUGGAUUAGAUAACAGUUGGUUUUUCUUAAUAAUAAUCCUGAAUGAUCAUUUUUUUUCAUUGAUAAAAAUGCCUCGAGUGUAUAUGAGAAAAUUGGCCAUUAAAAUGCCAUUCAAAUCUUGCCAUUAUAAAGACUACACCGAUGAAACAUCUAAAUGUGUAACUGCAAUUAAAAAUAAGGAGUCAAAGAAAAGCUUCUCUAGAAAUCGGCAUUCUUAGGCGCACAAUUUAUAAUAAAAUAAAGGAUUAUCAUACUAAGAAUAUAGGUGUGCCAGUAAUAUUCACGGAGGAGGAAGAAACUGUGUUUGCUAAUUGUAUAAUACAUCUAAGCAAUUAUGGUUUUCCAAUGGAAGAAUAUGAUUUAAAAAUGGUUCUAAAAUUUUAUCUUCAACAAAUUGGCCGGGUAUAAGGUAGUAAAAAUGUUUAAAGGAAAUGUUCUAGAUCAUGAUUGGGUAUUAAUCUUCCGAAAAAUAAACCCCCAACUCACAAAACGUUUCGCUAAUAAUAUUAAAAAAUCACGUGCGAGGAUAACCGAAGAUGAUUUACGCCAAAAUAUAUCAUUUUUAUCUAAAGAAUUGGAGGGAGUUCCUCCGAAUAAUAUUUUCAACUUUAUCGAGGCAAAUCUUGUAGACGAUUCUCGCAAAAAAAAGGUUAUUAUACGACGAAUAAAAUACCUCGAACACAUUCAAACCACCUCUAAGGCUGGGACGUCCAUCAUGUUCUGCAGUAGUGUUUCAGGGAAAUUGUUACCCUUGUUUGUAUUAUACAAAUCUCAACAUAUAUGAGUUUACCUGGACUGAAGGAGGUCUUCUUGGUACUCAGUAUAGUAAUAGUCCAAGUGGUCUGGUUCUUCUUUACUUUUCGAAUAGUUUGAAUGCAUUUUUGUUCCUCAAAUUCGAAAACUGGAAGGAAAAAAGUUGUGAUCUGUGACAAUAUAGCUUUUCAUUUUUCAGUUAAAGUUUUUUAGAGUAUAUCACAUAGCCAAUAGGCUGUGGCAGUAUUCCACAGUAUAAAGAGUUCAUGGAAGAAACUAAAACUAUUAGGAGAGUAGAAACCAAAUAAUGGUAAUAAUUUGGUGACUAAAGAAACAUGGCAAUUAUUUUGCGUCGUUUGUUACUAAAAAUAGAGCUCACCAUAACAGACAAUUUAAAAUCUGAGUUUUAAACUUGUGGAAUAUUCUGAUGUAAUGUGGUGUUAUUGAAAAAAUUCUUGGUCAAGAUACUACAGAUAAUUCACAGAUCAUCAUAGAGUUAUUAUUCAUUUCUUGUUUAGAGAAGAGAAGGGAAGACUGGAUAGAAAAAAAACCUGCUGGUAAACGCAAACAAAUAAAUGUAACCCCUAGUAAAAGUAGUACAAUAGAAGAUUUAGUUUCAAAACCAUCUAUCUCUACUGCCAUUCACUCACAAAGAACAACAAGCGCAUCAUAAUAAAAAUAAAGAAGGAAUAAUAUUUCAAGAUGAAUCAGAUAACAAAGACUGGCAGGCUUACUGUCGAAGAACUUUAGCAGAAAAAAAUACAAUUGAAGAAAUUAUGUUUGAAGAGACUACUGUACCAGUGUUUAAGCUUGUAGUUAAAUCCAUAAACUCAUAUUGUGUUGUAACAUAUGAAAAUGUAUUUUAUCUAGGUGUCAUUUUGGAGUUCAGUGAUGACUCUGCAAAGAUAAAAUUAAUGAAGAAAUCAAACUCUUAUUGAACGUGACCUGAAUUCUUGGGUAUUUUAGAUUAUAGAUGGAAAGAUGUGGUAGGCAGUAUAGAAGAGCCAAUACAAAUCUUUACAACAAGAAACAUUUAUAAAAUCUCAAAACUACAGAGAUACAAUAAUUCCUCUAUUUUGUUUCCAAUAAAAUUGUAUUGUGUAAUAUGAGUUAAAUUACUAAACAAUAUUACUUUUGAUUUUCAAAUGAUAACCUACAUUAAAAGUUCAAAAAAUAUAGAUUAUUAGUUUAAAUCAAUUUUGGUGUUGAAAUAUUUGAUUUCUGUCAGCCCGUUCUCAAGAUAUCUAUUCUACUUUUAAGUUUAGAUAAAGGGAGAAUAAUAGAACAUAAUUCAAACGCCACGCGCCGUAUCGCUACACAAAUAUUUUACUACUUUCCUUCUACCCAAAUUUAAAAAAGGAAUAUCUCAUGAACGGGUAGACUAAAAUUAAUUAAAACUAGUAGUCCAUCUUUUUAUGGAACUAUUAAUGUACGUUAACAUUCGACAAUCAAAAGUUAGUAGUCGUCUCACUCCCAAAAAUAAGAAUCACAAUGAAUAAUGGUGAUGUAAUAAUUUAGAGCUGCUUAUUUCUUAAAUUGUCAACAAAUAAUUUUAAAUAAUGAUUGUUCAACGCUAAAAUAAUCACUCCGUAUAUCUAUCCAUGAACUAGUUCAUAUUCUCAAUAAUUAGAUAGUCUAGUUAGGGCUUUAGACAUAUUAAGUCAGGUUAGGCUAGGGUCCCAGGUUCGAUAUGCGACGGUGGAUUCUGAAAUAUGAUCGAGUUUUAUUUUUCAUAUUGACUGUGAGAAUUCUCAUAUGAAUUCCAUAGGUGCGGACAUUUGGUCCUUGAAAAUCUCCAAUAGUCCAGUUCGAAGUUACCAGUAAUUUUAUAUUUUGAUUGUUGUAGGUAUAGAGCAAUAUUCGGUCCAUUUCAUUGGAGUAUUUGGGUUAUGGUGUUAUUUACUUAUAUGAUAGCCAUAUUUCCAAUAUCAUUCACAAAUAACAGAAGUAUAAAAACACUGUGUAAAAAUCCUAAACAACUAGAAAAAAUGUGCUGUUAUAUGUUUGGAACAUACACAAAUCUAUUUACUUUUAGAGGUGUAAAAUCAUGGACCAACACCAAAAUGGGAUCUACCAGACUUUUUAUUGGUAGGUAAAUAACAAUGUAGGAGCUUACAUUUUUACAAAAUAAAUAGGUUCAUGUAAUAUAUUGUAAAACAUUUUUAAUAGGAACAUAUUGGAUUUUUACAAUUAUUAUUACAACAGCAUAUACUAGUUCGAUUAUAGCGUUCAUAACCCUACCAGAGCAACCUAUCACUGUAGACACUUCUUACCAAUUAGUUGAUGAAGGAUACAAAGUUAUUACAUUGGGUAAUUAAUAAAGUUUGUAAAAAAAGAUAAACUUAAGCAUAAUAGUAACCUACUAACAAAUUCAUCUCACACAAAUAAGAAUUAUUUUUUAAAUAGUUUUACUGCCACAGUAUUUAUAUAGUUAGGUAUCUAGAAACCCUCGAAGAAAAAUAAUAAUUCUAUUUAUUUUUUUUUUUUAAUGGAAUUUUGAUUUAUUGUAUAUAUUAAAAAGUAAAUACAAUUGAUAUCUAUAAAACUAAAAUAUUCACCAAAUAUAUUCUCAUACGUGACAUAGGUACUCUAUUAAAUUAUUAAGUUGUAAAUUAAAAUUCACUUUUCAUUAUUAAAUAUAAAAAUAAUUUCGGAUUUAUAAUUCUGAAAUUUAUAUGCAUAUACGUACUUUACUUGUAUACUACAGGCUAUACAAGUUGUGUGUACUAAAUCCUAACAAUUAUUUAUAAUUUGUUGAUUUAAAUAAUGAUUAAAUAAUUUAAUAUUUACAAUAACUUUAUAAACUUUUCAAUAUAAAUCUUUUAUUGUAACAUUUUAAAUUAACAUAGGUUAAUACUAAUUUAGAAAGAAACAUCACAUUACAUACCAACUUAUUUGAUUAAAUAUUGAAAAAACAUUUGGGGUUAUAAUUUAUAUUUUAAAAUGAAAAUAAUAUAAAAUACUAAAAACACUUCUAUAUUUUAGAUAAGGGUGGUUGGCAAUCUUACUUUAAUAUCACCAAUGAUAUAAUUUCUAAAAAGCUCAUUUCAAAUGUGAAGUCUAUGAAUAAUUUGGAAGAUGCAAUAGAUUAUAUUGUUAAAACUAGAUUUAUUUUGGACUAUGCUUUCUUGGGUUCUAAAAUUUCACUCAGUUAUUUAUCCUUUAGCAACUAUAUACAAAAGUAAGUAUAGAUCAAAAUUCAAUCAAUUUGGCUUAUAAUUGGUCUAUUAUUAUAUUUUUUAGGUACAAAAAUAAGAAAAUAUUUCUUCAUGUUGCUUCAGAGUGUUAUGUUCCAUUUAGUGUUGGUGUAGCAUAUAAAAAAAAUUUUAUAUUUCGAAAUAUAUUUAGUAACUAUAUUUUACGGGUACAACAAAGUGGAAUCUUGACCAAAAUAAUAAAAGAUGUUGAAUGGGAAAUUACACAAAGGUCAGGACUUAAACAAGUAAGUAAAAAUAACAAUGAAUAUUUAAGCCUAAACAAUAUAGCUAUACAUUUUUAGUCAGUUUUAAAUUCACCUGAAGACCGUCAACUGGCUUUAGAUGAUGUGCAAGGCAUGUUUGUGCUAUUAGGUGGAGGUAUAUUACUUGCUGCGUUCACAUUGUUGAUUGAAAUCAUUAAACAAAAAAGGGAAAGAAGAAAAGUUGCUCAAGUUAAAGUGAAAAAAUAUACAAAAAAUAGGUCUAUAUCCUUAACUGUCAAAGAAAAUACUACUAAUGAGUUUUUCAGACCAUCAACCACUUACUAA